AGUUAUUAUUUUGCACAAGCUGAAGAGAUGUUGCCAAGAACAGAACGAAUAUUGAAAUUGAUUCAUAUUCAAGUACCGGACUCAAAUAGGCUUACUGAAAUUGAUUCAGUUUCUCAAAAGGAUGCAACUUCUAUCGAUGGAGAUCCAAACAGAAAAGAGGCUGAUGAAGACCACUCUGAUGUUUCGGAUGACAUUUUUGAUGGAAUGGACGAUUCAGACACAGACCCAACAUGGGAACCCCAUCAAGAAAAGGAAAAUUGGGAAGCGGAUCAAGAGGAUCUAGAUAGUUUGUCAAUAGAACAUGUUCCAGCAGAGCCAGGUAAGGCUGUUGAGUCUAUUGUUUUCAACAAAAAAAAUCGUAAUGUGAAAAAUAAAGGGGCAAGAAAACUGAUUGCAUCUAGAAAAUUGGCAAGAAAUUCAGGACAAGCUUACACUACUUCAAAAGGGAAGGAGAAAAAAGCAAGAUGCAUGAAACCCUUGCAUGACUGUAGAAUGAAAUUAAAAAUGAAUUGACUGAGGAAAUCAGAAAAAAUAUAUUUGAAGACUACUGGAAGGCUGCUACAUAUGAACGGCGGGUCGCA
Molecule: messenger RNA, 581 nt
Organism: Nilaparvata lugens (brown planthopper)
Lineage: Eukaryota; Metazoa; Arthropoda; Insecta; Hemiptera; Delphacidae
Exons: 2
Coding region: 28-513 (161 amino acids)
Source: RefSeq, a predicted model, not a curated record